UUUAUCGAUAUCCUUAAAUACGUAUACUCUACAUAAUAAUUUUAAAAAGAUGUCUAUAAAUCUUCAUGACGUUCUUUUAAGAGACUUUUCAUCAAUGUUAAAAGAUUCAAAUGAUCAUGAUGCUAUCAUUAAAGUUGGAGAAGAUUCAAAUAUGAAAGAAUUUUUUGCACACUCAAGUAUCCUUAAAGCUCGUUCAAAUUAUUUUAGAAGAGCAUUAUCUAUCGAAUGGACUACUAAAAAAGAUAAUAUGAUUGAGUUUAAAAAACCAAAUAUUGAUCCUGCUGUUUUCGAAAUAAUUCUCAAUUAUAUUUAUAAAGGUGAAGUAGAAUUAACUAAUCAAUCAGGAGAACUUAUUUUUGAAUUAUUAAUCGCAACUGAUGAAUUACUUCUUGAAGAAUUAUUUUAUAAAUUACAAGGUUAUUUAAUUAAAAAACAAUCAAAUUGGAUUCAAGAUAAUCUUAUUUCCGUUUUAAAUACGGUUUUCACACUUCCUAAUUGUAAUGUGGUCCAGGAUUAUUGUAUGGAGAUCUUAAAGGACUCAAAAUAUUUCAUGAAAUCUGAAGAUUUUCCAUUACUCAAAAAGAAUACUCUAUGUGAAUUACUUAAACGAGAUGAUUUUUUAGGUGAUGAAGUUGUUGUUUGGGAUUGUUUAAUUAAAUGGAGUAUUGAAAAAAUUCCCAGUCUGAGAAGUAAAAAUAAGGAUAAAUCCAAUUGGAAUGAUGAUUUUGAAGCAUUAAAAGAAACAUUUAGUCAAUUUAUUCCUUUUAUUCGAUUCUCUGAAAUUAGUUCUGCAGACUUUUUUGAUAAAGUUCGACCAUUUAAGGCCAUUAUUCCUAACAAUAUUUAUGAAGAAUUUAUAGAAUUUCAUAUGAAAGGUACUUUACCAGUAAAUUCAGCUAUUUCAUCACCACGAAUUGCAAAGUUAGAUAUUGAAUCAAAAAUUAUUAAACCGGUACAUGCUCAUGUAAUAGCUAAUUGGAUUGAAGGAAAAGAUGCAAAGGCUAUUCGCAAUAAUAAUGACUUGCGAUACAAUUUCAAUUUACUUUAUUCUGGAAGAAAUGACGGUUUUGAUGUUAGGAAAUUUCGUAGUAAAUGUAUGAACAAAGGUCCUUGUUUAAUAUUGAUCAAACCAUCAACAAAUAAUUUGACUCAAUCAACAAGUGAGAAUAAUCUUGAUACUUGUAAUACGCGAUCAGUAUUAAAUCCGGAUAUACAAACACCUAAAUUACCUACGCAAAAUUUGGCGAAAAUCUAUGGGGAAUAUUAUUCAGGUAUAUUUACAAAAGACGUAUGGGACUGUACAACUGAAAAUUUUAUAUUUUCUUUUGAAAAUGAUACUGAUAUUAAAAAUAUGAAAAUAUGUCGUAUGAAUUAUAAUAUUAUAUUAGAUAAAUCUUGUGGUGAUUUUGAUCCUACUAAUACUUUUCGUAUGAAAGGUCAAAAUAUAUCUGUUAAUAAUUUGGCCUAUAAUGAUAAUAACGUCAUACAUUCAAAUAUGACGAAAUUUGUUCCAAUGGAAAUUGAGGUUUUUAGGACAACAUGCGAUAUUUAAGCAUCUUGGUAUUAGCGUAAUUGUAUAGAAGGAUGAUUUUUUUUAUAUAAAAAUUUUUUUAUAU
Messenger RNA from Rhizophagus irregularis DAOM 181602=DAOM 197198, 1616 nucleotides. The record is from RefSeq and is a predicted model, not a curated record. Lineage: Eukaryota; Fungi; Glomeromycota; Glomeromycetes; Glomerales; Glomeraceae.